AUUGUUGAACACAAUUAAGUAACUAAAUUCCCUUGCUAUUCUAUGCCAUGAUAUGCGAUCCAAAGAAACAGCUCUAAAGUCUAUGGCGCUAUGCUGGUUUGGUAGACGACAGCUGCUGGUAUCUUAAGAUGAUGACAGGGAUGUAUGGGGUCUGGCCUGGUAUCGAACCUUUUACUUGUACGAUAGAUCUCGUAGGCAAUACCUAAAGGAGAUGAAGAAUUUUGUUAACGAGAACAUAUCAAUCUUUUCAAAGAGGUUUGGUUGGAAAGCAUAUCUAUCUUGUUGCUUGCUUCACAAGGAUGUUGAGACGGCGAAUUGGGUAUCCAACAAACUGCUUGAACUAGAUCCUCACCAACACGAGCCUUAUCUUCUCGUCUCUAAUACUAUCUCAGCUAACGAAGCCUGGAGGAAGUGAGGAAACUUCCUGCCCAAUCUUGGAUCUGGCUGGUGCAUGCAGAAUAUCAUGUGCCAAUUGCAGCAUAAAUGAGUAAAAGGGAAGAAAUUUCCACUUUGGAUUUGUAGACUUUAAUAUCCAACUUCAGAGCUAACCAAUAUAAUAUCCAUAGUGUUAUUAAAAUAAAAACCAAUUUUUUCAUGUAGCUUAGAUCAACUUUCUAUUAGCAGUUAUCAGUUAUGUAUAUAUAAAGAAGCUUCAACCUCGUGAGCCUUGAUUUUGAUUUUAUAUAGCUAUGGACUAAUGUGUGUACAAAGUUUUAAGGAAUGAAUUCUGCUUUUCAACUAAUCAAGAAUCUAGAGGAGAAUUUUAGAAGUUUGCUUGUUUAUCACUUCUUUCUGGUGGAAUUUAAAGGCUACGUAUCCAUUUAGACAGAAAGGAGAACAAAAAGGAAAGAGACACAUAUUCCUGAAGAAAAUCUCACCACUCACUUUCUACAAUCCAAUCUCUUACUUAGUAUAUAGCACACAAAAUAAAGGUGACAGAACACAACACAUAUGUUAGCUUCGCCUUUACGAGUGUAGGAGUAAAAGCAGGAGCCCACCAUUUGGGAACUAACAGAGAGAGAAAAUAUAGUAUGUGUAAAUUGAAAAUCUAGCAAUCACCAGUGAGCAUAUUAUUACUCAAAUCACCUUUCGUACUUGGUGUCAUAAAACUUGAGUAGAUAUUGACUCCCAUUCCUCAGUAUAAUUAUAACUUAAAAUUAAAGCCAAUAUGCAGCAUAUAUAUUCCAACAAUAUGUGUCCAUCAUUCAGAACUCAUAACUUGUUUCAGCAUGAAGGAUCGAUUGGAGAGAUUUGUACUCCUUCCCUUUGCUGCCGGUUGCAUCUCGGAAUCCAGCAUUCCAGUAGUGAUGCACCAUUCUAAAAGAUCAAAGCAUGAAAAAGUCGAAGAGGAAAAGAAAGACGAGGAGGAGGGAUGUUUGGACAAUGAGAAAAGUCUAUCGGGUCAAAACUGGAAGACCACCCUCCCAAAAUUCCAGAAGGCAUUCAAGAACUUGUCUCAGUUAUUUGUGUAUAAAGAUGAGCAGGAAGCAGAGACGGGGAUGGAAAUUGGAUUACCGACAGAUGUGAAGCAUGUGAGUCACAUAGGCCUUGAUGGCUGCACGAGUUCAAUCUUUUCAAUGGGCUGGGCUGAACAGGAGUUGAUCGAUCUCCAUUCUUUCCCUCUGUCAGAGCUGGAAUUUGCCAUCAAAGCGCAAGCUGAAACACCCAAGAUAACGAGUUUGCUAGAAACCAAAUGUCAUUCUAAUAAUAACUCCAUUGCCCAAUGAGAGUGUUACAUUGAUACACUGAAAUCCAAAUGUAUGCACCAGCAAAACAGCAUCUUAGUUUCUACCAUUUUUUUUACU
Salvia hispanica is the source of this 1805-nucleotide messenger RNA. Its product is annotated as CRIB domain-containing protein RIC4-like. The record is from RefSeq and is a predicted model, not a curated record. Lineage: Eukaryota; Viridiplantae; Streptophyta; Magnoliopsida; Lamiales; Lamiaceae.